Messenger RNA from Megalops cyprinoides (Indo-Pacific tarpon), 4103 nucleotides. It is a transcript of the gene lrrc8db, whose product is annotated as leucine rich repeat containing 8 VRAC subunit Db. Gene Ontology annotation, molecular function: protein binding. Bases 197 to 2761 code for a protein of 854 amino acids. NCBI's taxonomy places the organism in Eukaryota, Metazoa, Chordata, Actinopteri, Elopiformes, Megalopidae. The record is from RefSeq and is a predicted model, not a curated record. The transcript is spliced from 3 exons.
UUAAUCUUCUUAAUCACACGCAUGCUAUACGUUUAACUCCCCAGUGGGACGCUAAAGAUUUUGUUUACAUUUUUAUUGAAGCAUGGAACUCAAUUCACGGUUGUAUUUUUCAGAGAAAACACCGACACUGUGGAUCUCAAUCAGCUGAAGAUGGUGAGGACAACUUCGUCUACAGUCCAGAGCUGGCGAUACAGGAAUGUUUACCCUCACAGAAGUAGCUUCUCUCAAUGACAUCCAGCCAACUUACCGAAUUCUGAAACCAUGGUGGGACGUCUUUAUGGAUUAUCUUGGAGUCGUCAUGCUGAUGUUGGCGAUAUUUGCUGGCACAAUGCAGUUAACCAAAGACCAAGUGGUUUGCCUUCCCAUUCUGGAAUCUGGGGAGGGUUCAGGAAAUCCGCCCACCUUCACCAUGCCGAGGCAAGCAGAGCCCACUUCUGCCACAAGGAAUGGAGUGAAGGUCAACAGGGUGACACUAGCAGCUGCACCAUUGACUUCUAAAGAUCUCCCAGACAGUGUGGUUCAGGAGAUUCAUGUCACACAGCCAGCUACAUUCAAAGGCAAAAAAAUAUCUGGCCAGUCCCCACCAACGGGAGUGCGGACAAACUUAGAUUUUCAGCAGUAUGUCUUUGUCAACCAGAUGUGCUACCAUGUAGCCUUGCCCUGGUAUUCCAAGUACUUUCCUUACCUUGCUCUCAUCCACACCAUUGUACUCAUGGUCAGCAGCAAUUUCUGGUUCAAAUAUCCAAAGACUAGUUCAAAGAUUGAGCAUUUUGUGUCCAUUCUGGGAAAGUGUUUUGAGUCACCGUGGACUACAAAGGCAUUGUCUGAGACAGCCUGUGAGGACUCUGAAGAAAACAAACAAAGACUCACAGGUACCUCCUCUUUACCAAAGCAUUUUUCAACAAGCAGCGAAGAGGGAAGUCCCAACCAGUCUACCCCUAUGCUAUCAAAAUCUGGGCUGAAAUUCUCAGCUGAGAAGCCUGUUAUUGAAGUCCCAAGCAUGACCAUUCUGGACAAGAAAGAUGGGGAACAGGCAAAAGCUCUCUUUGAGAAGGUGAGAAAGUUCCGUGCCCAUGUUGAGGACAGUGACUUGAUCUACAAGCUGUAUGUUGCUCAGACAGUUAUCAAAACAGUCAAGUUUAUUUUGAUCUUGUGUUACACAUUGACUUUUGUUGCUGCCAUCAACUUUGAUCACCUGUGUGAGCCUGAUAUCAAACAUUUAACUGGGUAUGCUAAAUUCCAGUGCACUCAUAAUAUGGCAUUCAUGUUGAGGAAACUCCUUGUCAGCUACAUUGUGCUUAUAUGCAUCUAUGGCUUAGUGUGCAUAUACACUCUCUUCUGGUUGUUCAGGCGCCCCCUGAAGGAGUACUCCUUUGAGAAGGUUCGAGAGGAAAGCAGCUUUAGUGACAUUCCAGAUGUUAAGAAUGAUUUUGCUUUCCUUUUGCACAUGGUUGACCAGUAUGACCAACUGUACUCCAAGCGAUUUGGGGUCUUUCUCUCUGAGGUCAGUGAGAACAAGCUGCGAGAAAUCAGUUUGAACCAUGAGUGGACCUUUGAGAAGUUGCGUCAGCACGUGACCCGCAACACACAGGACAAGCUGGAGCUCCACCUCUUUAUGCUCUCUGGAGUCCCAGAUGCUGUGUUUGAUCUCACGGACCUAGAGAUUCUAAAACUGGAACUGAUUCCUGAAGCCCGACUCACGGCUAAGAUUUCCCAAAUGAUAAACAUUCAGGAGCUGCACUUCUAUCACUGUCCUGCUAAAGUUGAACAGACAGCAUUCAGUUUUCUCCGCGACCACCUCAGGUGCCUUCAUGUCAAGUUUACAGACGUUGCAGAGAUUCCCACUUGGGUCUAUCUGUUGAAAAACUUGAGGGAACUGUACUUGGUGGGCAACCUAAACUCUGAAAAUAACAAAAUGAUAGGUUUAGAAUCCCUAAGAGAUCUGCGGCAUCUAAAGAUCUUGCAUCUAAAGAGCAACCUCACUAAGAUCCCAUCAAACAUUACAGAUCUAUCUCCACACCUCACCAAACUGGUGGUGCAUAAUGACGGUACUAAACUAUUGGUACUUAAUAGCUUGAAGAAGAUGAUGAACUUAGCUGAGUUGGAGUUGCAUAAUUGUGAACUUGAGAGAAUCCCCCAUGCCAUUUUUAGUUUGACCAACUUGCAGGAGCUGGAUCUGAAGUCCAACAACAUUCGCACCAUUGAAGAGGUUAUUAGCUUCCAGCACCUUAAGAGGUUGACUUGCCUCAAACUGUGGCAUAACAAAAUCAUUACCAUUCCAUUGUCGAUAAGCCAUGUCAAAAAUCUGGAGUCCCUGUACCUUUCACACAACAAACUAGAGUCCCUACCCACUCCUCUCUUCAACCUCCUCAAGCUGAGGUACUUGGAUGUUAGUCAGAACUCUAUUGUUGUGAUCCCACUUGAAAUAGGGUUCCUGCAAAACCUUCAGCAUUUUUUGAUCACUGGUAACAAGAUAGAGGUUGUUCCCAAGCAGCUGUUCAAAUGCACCAAACUAAAGACCCUUUGUCUGGGGCACAACAGUAUCUCUUCCAUCCCUGAGAAAAUAGGCCAGUUAGUGCAGCUUACACACUUGGAGCUGAAGGGAAACUGUUUGGAUCGCCUCCCAUCCCAGUUGGGGCAGUGUCGUCUUCUCCGAAAAAACUGCCUCAUCGUCGAAGAUCAUCUUUUUGACACUCUGCCUCUUGAAGUUAAAGAAAGCAUCAAUCAGGAAUCCAAUGUGACCUUUGCAAAUGGAAUGUAAGCAUACAUCUCACAGAGCUGAAUAGUGUCUUCUGUUGGGUCAUUAAGUCAUAUUCCCCUUGUGUGAUGGUAUUACAGUGAGAGGGCAGAAGGUCAUAUUCCCAUAAGGGUGGUCAGAUUUUAAUUAGGACUGCACAUCCGUGGAAAGGCUUGGUGCAGAUCUGAUUUUACAUGAAAGGAUAGAUGGUUUAACUUGUAGGACAAACAGCCAUAUGUUGGAAAGUGUAGAUUCCUGCUAACUGUGAGAAAUGUAAAGAUAUUGGCACUUUGGUCUAUGCUGCCCAUAAUACUAUUGAUUUGAGGAGAGCAGGCUGUUCAUCAAGGCUUUAAGGAAAAAUGGAUAUCUCUGAAAAAGGAAGUAACAUACAGCCUAUAGGAAUUAGACAUACCAGGGAAUUUCUACACUUCUGAAAAAAAGCUUUGUUUAUUUGUUUUAGUAAUAGGAUUCUUUUGAUAAAUCAUUAUAUUACUGAUUCAUAAACUGGUCAUGUAGACAUCCUGUUAACACUGCGGUUUUUGCUAUGCCAUUGUUUUUAAUGCAUUAAUUUGAACAAACAUAUAACUUACACAUGGCAACAAAAACCAACAGUGUGAGCAGAAUAGUUUGUCUUUUACAACAUGUGACAGUUUGUUUCAUGGGGUUAUGGUGUAAUGCUUUCCUUAUUACAUCUCUGGAGGAACCAUGGAAGAGCCAUACAAGUUUAUUCAAGAACAACAGAAAAGCACAAUCUGAGUGGAGAGCAUGUUCUAUGGAGGAGGCCAUCACUUAUAAGGAAAGGAGAAUGGCUUUCCCUGCAUGGCCCCCUGUGCCUGUACUUAGAGCUGUCUUGGCUUGAUAAGCUUCUGUGUGUGUUUGUGCACAAUUGCCUUGUACUUCACAAACUUGUUUAAUGUAGCUAAAUGAACAAACUUUUACCUCUCUAGAAUUCCACAUCGGCCAGUGAUCCUCUUUUAUUUGUUCGUAUUAACAGUGAGGCUAGAAUAGAGCUGUGCAAGUGCAAGGUACAAGUUGGGUUUACUAAUGGGGAAAUCAUCUGAGUGUACCCCAUCUGUUUGAAGACAUCUGAGCUAAAUACAUCUGAAAUGAUUAUACAUAAGUACAAAUACCUAUUGAUAAGACACAGAUAGCAUUAAUUCCAAAUGUAUGGAGUUUAUUCCCACUUUCUGGAAGGCAGUGCAAAGCUGGAGAUGCAGUUUUAUUCACAUCAUGUUCUUUGUGUUUUUUUAAUCUUGUGUUUUACUGUUAGAAUGCAACAAAAUCUGUUUCUGUGGGUUUCAACUGUAUUUUGACCUCUGCAGCAGCUGAUUCAGUUAACAGAUUUUAUUCUUCCUUUGCCAUUCAC